Molecule: messenger RNA, 16864 nt
Organism: Camelus dromedarius (Arabian camel)
Lineage: Eukaryota; Metazoa; Chordata; Mammalia; Artiodactyla; Camelidae
Gene: IQCN
Product: IQ motif containing N
Exons: 2
Coding region: 5325-16787 (3820 amino acids)
Molecular function (GO): protein binding
Source: RefSeq, a predicted model, not a curated record
CUGGCGCGCAGCGAGCGCCAUCUAGGCGCGCCUGGGCGCGGGGCCGACUCUUCCGUGUUGGGCGGGGGACAUUGGGGUUUCCAGCCAGCGUUUGGAACCAGUCUGCGUUUGUCGCCUUUGCGGAGGGGGGACUGCAGGAGGGAAAGGGGACAGCUCCAGCCCAAGGCACGACGGAAAAGGCAGAAAUCUAAACUUUCUGGGCUUCUGUUUGCCUGUCUGUAAAAGGGGCAGAACAAUCAGAAAUUUGUCCCCAAAAGUUGUGAGGAUUAAGAGAGUUUGUUUACUGAGCAGUACUUGGUUUACAGGUGGUCCUCAAGGUAAGCUUUUAUUAUUGUUCUUGUGAUGGGGAGCCUGAGUCUCAGGACCAGAAGGAAGAUUGACACAGGUAGGAUCUAACCCAGCCAGUCAGGAUUCCAGGACUAGAGGUGUAGUUAGGUUCUGUGGGACCUCCCUCUUAGGGCACUGACUUGAAAUCCAGGAUUUUUCAAGUACUCCCUGAAACUCUGCUCCGCAACAUCCUAUUCUCUCAUUUUGAAAACACUGAAGUUCAGAGAGGUUGAGUGACUGGCUUGAGGUCAGACAGCUUUUCUAGGAGACUCUGCAGGGAUACUGAGACCUUGGGUUUCUCACCUCUAGAGCCUUGACUGCCAGGCUACCCUUUUCCCCUGCCUGCUCUGGCCUUUGCUGUUGUGGAGGCAAAAAACCCUGGAUCUUAGGCUUCUACCUCUCUUGGGGCCCAGGGGGACAUAAACAUUGAUGGCCAAGGAUGCAGGGCAAGUGAAUUUUGAACACUGAUCUUGUACCCAACCCUGCUAGGGAAGGUGGGCAAAUUGUGCCUGUUUUACAGAUGAAUCAGGUGCAGAGAAGGAACACAGUCCCGCUGCCAUCAAGAGAGUAGGGCCCCACCAACCCACAUGUUCCCUCUUCCUCUGGGUCACGCUGACUGCCAACUUUUCUUCAAGGCUUCAAGAGCUGCCUUAGGGUUUGGUUUUUAACCCUGUGACCUCUUGUACCACCUUCAGGCAGAUGUGUCAGGAAAGGGGCCUGGAGUGAGAAGGGGGCUGAUGGGGGUGUCUUGACAUGGAGGAGACCAUGUUUUCUGGAGGGCAGAGCUCUUCAGGAGACUGAAUCCCAGCUUGGGUGCCAGUUGGCUACCAUAACCUCAGCCAAGUCCCCUCCUCACUGUGGUUUUUACCUCCUGUGCUGUGAAAAGGAUGUGUUUCAUGUGUCCAGAUAACAUGUCCCAGGUCAGAAGUUUAAGGACUCGGUAUGAACAACAAUGAAACAGUACUCAGGGGUGCUCUCUACAGCCCCCAAUCUAUAGAGAGGGGGAGGCCCAAGGAGUUUUCGAGAUCUACUGGGAUACCCCCAAAAUGUUUUUACCCACAGCAUUUCUGACACCAAACGUGUGGGUGUUUUUUUCCCCCACAUCAACCAGUUCUUCCAACUCCAGACACCAACUGGAUAUCCUACAAUUCAAUUCUGACACGAUCUACCUGGAGUUAGCACAGACAACACAGGUGAAGGGUUCAGUCCCUCAAGUCCACCCCCCCUGCAGACGCAGGUCACGUGUCCCAGAUUGCCACCUGUACUUCUGUAAACUUGAUGGUUUCCACAACUCCCUCCUCAAGUUCAGUAAUUUGCUAGAACAUCUCCCAGAGCCCAGGAAAGCACUGUACUACUAUUUCCAGUUUCUUAUAAAGAAUAUAACUCAGGAACAGCCAGGUGGAAGAGAUGCAUAGACAAUGUAUCAGGGAGGUGCGGGGAGCUUCCAUGCCCUCUCUGCACACAUCACCCUCCCAGCAUCCCUGUGUGUUCACCAAUGCUUAGGCAGGAUCGAUUAAGUUACUGGCCUUUGGUGAUUAACUCAAUAUCUAUCCUGUACCCUCACAGGAGGUGGGGCUGAAAGUUAGAAUCUUUUUUUUUGGUGACCAGUCCUGGUUCUGAAGCUAUCUAAGGGCCCCAGCCCUCUAUUAGCAUACAAAAGACACUUAUCAUUCCAGAGAUUACUAAAGUUUUAGGAGCUCUGUGGCAAGAACCAGGGACAAAGACUAAAUAUAUCUUAUAUAUUAAGAUGGGAACCGUCCUAGUCACCGCUGAAACAAAGGACAGAAGUUCUGUCCAACAGCCAUGUCCCUGGUUUUGCCCAAAGCCACAAGCACAGGGUGGAGAAGACUUAGGGAAUCUUUGCAGAGGGAGGCUGGACAUCCCUGUUGGCCUCUUGCUUCAGUGGCUCCCCAGGGAGGCCAGGCAGAGGCCUCUGGGCCAGGCUGUGUGGCUUUGGCAGGACCCUGCUGAGCUGAGGCCAAAGUGUGUGUCAGCCCUGGCCCGGCCAGCAGUGAUUCACCCCAGGCCUUGGCCCAGGCCCAGGAUGUGACUGGGGACCGUGGCCUCACUUCCCCUUCCAGGACUGUGACUCAAGGUCAGUGCCCACUUUUGCCGGGCUGUUGGGGGAUCGCAGGGGGCCUUGGGUUGGGUGCUACCCUAAGGAGCCCCUAUCCUCAGAGCUGGACACAAACACCUGCCUGGCCUUUUAGGACAUAAGUCAGAGCACAAGAUCCUGGGCCUCCUUUGCUUUAAACCCUCUCAUAGCUUCCUGGCUCCCUCUCAACAAAAUCUAAACUCCUGUAUUCCUCUCUGAAGCUCCUAUACAGUCCUCCUUCUCUGCCCUCUUCUCCCUUGCCUCCAAUGGCAUUAGCCUCCUUCAGGUUCCCUAAACAUGCCCAGCUAGUUUUCACUCAAGGCCUUUGCAUAUGCUCUGCCCACCACUUGGGACUCCCUUCCCACAGCUCUCCCAACUCUUUCUCUCCCUGUGGGGCUCAGCCUAUCCCACCCCCUCUUUGGUUCCUUCCUAGAAGUUUCACAUCCCUAAAUUAUUUGAGUUGUUUGUGUCCUCAGGCCCAGAUCAGGUCCCAGCAAAUGCCCAAGGGAUGGGAAACGGAGGCCACCUCCAGGCACAUGGAGGGGAAGAUUUUGGGGUCCCCUAUGUGCUCAGAGCCCUAACUUUCUGCUCAGGAUGGGCAGGCCAUAUGUAGUAACGACCAUACUCCUUAGCCCUGACCUGGCUCCUGCUCCUCCCCCUCCCCACUGAGUCUACCUUCUAGAACCUCCCCUCCCCCCAGGAGCUGGUAGGGAUUGGCUGGAACCUGGCUGUGAGUCACAAAGCCACUGUGGCACCAGGGCCCCAAGGCUGGCCAUUCGGGCUGGUGGGUUCAGCUUCAAGGGCAGGUGAGUGAGGCUGGUGGUGAGUUUGGUGGGGGUGGGUACAUGGCAAUCUGGUCAUUCUCCCCUGGAGCUGAGUACCCUUGGAGUCCUCCCAGGCCCUGCAGGUGGCUCUGAGAGGUGGGUCAGCUCCGCAGCCCCUCAGAGCAGAGGUGCUAGGGGCUCCAAAAGGCCUGAUGGUGGGUUUGUCUGCCUUGGGGGCCCAGCCUGGAGAGCCUAUCACAUCUUCUUGGGAGCGUGGGAAAGUGGGCUUAGUUCAAGUUAAGACGUCGGGAAACUGAGGCUCAGAGGGAUUUACUCAAAAUCGCCUUACUGGCUACUUGGCUUAUGUGUCAAGGGCUCCUAUUCCUUCAUCCCAUCUCUUGCAAUCUGGUUUCUCUUUUCCUGGCUUUCAUAUAACCCUUUUGGCUUUUAUGUAAUAUUUGUUCCUAUGAAUUGUACGGUUUUGGACAUUACUAUGAAUGGUAUUUUCUUCUCGUUUUCAUUUCCAGAUGGGUUUGUCUCAAUACAGAAGAGCUGUUGGUUUUUGUAUGUAGCCAUGUGCCUUAGCAAAGAUAGGAUACAUGAUAGAUAGAUAGAUAGAUAGAUAGAUAGACAGACAGAUUGAUAGACAGACAGACAGACAGACAGACAUAUUUUUAAACUAGAAUCUCUUGGGUCUUCUAGGGUGGCAAUUCUUGCUAAGCGCUCCUCCUUUUCAAACAUUUACACUGGUCACUCAAGUCUUUGUCACCUUGAUUUUGCUGUGACCACCAAAAAUGAUGAAGUGGGUAACAUCUUGCUCCUUCCUUUAAUAGAAAUGACUUCAGUAUUUCAUCAUUUAAAAUGACAUUUGCUGUGGUUUUGUGAUUAGGCUUACCAUUUUUAGGCACUAUCCUAUCUAUGUAUUAAAAAUGUUUAUUAGAAAUAGCUAUUGGAUUUGAUAAAAUGCUUUGGGUGUCCUUUUUGAAAAAUCAUGUGACUAUCUUUUUUUCCCCCUUAAUGGAGGUUCUGGGGACUGAACCCAGGACCUUGUGCAUGCCAAGCAUGCACUCUACCACUUGAGCUAUACCCUCCCCACUCCUUCUGUUUCCUUUUAAAUGGCCUAUAAUUGGAAUAACCAGUUUAUCCUCUUUUAUGUCCAGCUUCUUUCGCUCAAAACAAUGUGAGAUGUAUUCAUACUGUUGACCUCGUGGGUCAUUGAUUUAUAAAUAAGUCAAUAUUUCUAUUUAUUUAUAUUAAUACAUUGAUGAAUAUACAGCUGAUUUAUUCACUAUUCUGUUGAUGGGCAAUUGGAUCGUUUCUGGUUUGGGAUGAAUAUAAACACUUGGACCUCUUGAGUCUAUUCGUCAGGGUGGGAUUGAUGAGUAAUCUUCAAGAUUAUCAUUAGUUUCCCCAAGUGGUUGUAACAUGUUCAUCUCUUAAAUUUUAGCCAUUCUUGUGUAUCUGGAUACCAUUUCUAAUGGCUGGAUAGCACACCACUGUAUGAAUGUUCUACUGAUUAUUCUACUGAUUAAUUUCAGACAUCUCCUGUUAAUAAGCAUUUGGGUUGUUUCAGUUUUGACUCUUCUAAACAAUGCAGCAAUGAACAUCCUUAAACACCGUUCUUUAUGCACUUGUAAUUGACCCCUUAGCAAUCACCUUUUUGGUUAUUUCCAGUUGUUUUGUUUUUAGGUACAAAAUAACACUGGAAUAAACGUCCUUGCACCUUCAUCUUUGUAAACUUAAAGUCUUUUUUUUUUAACCCAAAGACAUGCAUGUAGAGUAGAUGCACUGACAGUUGUAGCAGAAGUGUUCAUUUUUGACGAUGGCUUUACCCCACCCUAUGGCCUGACUGGUAUUUCUCUAGUUUUACCUCUGAAUGCAUAAGCUUUGCAAAAAAAAAAAAUAAAGAUUCUUGUUUUGUUAGAGAAUUUAGGUUUUUUAGCUUUUAACAUCUCUUCUCACAUUGUUCUUGGGGACAGAGCCAGCCCAGGGCAGUGUUGCUGCACAUUGCGUGGGAUGAAGGGCUGAAAGCUGCUUCCUCUUGCAAGCUGGCUUCUGAGAUUGCACCUUCUCCUCCUGCUCCUCUUCCAACUCUAUGACCCUCCAAGGCAGAGCUGACCCGCCUAGGAACCAAGACAAUGCAGCAAGCAACACAGCUACAGGUGCCACCCAGUGGGCAGAGCUCCCACCAGCCCAUCCCUAAUCUUCAAGACAAAGCGGGGACGCUGUGUCCACAGCUACAGAUGUCACCCAGUGGGAAGAGCUCCUACCAGCCCAUCCCCAAUCUCCAAGACAAAGUGGGGACACCACGUCCACAGCCCCAGCACCAGCCACCUGCAUCCAAGGAGACCCUCCUGCAACAGCCUGACAAGGACAAGACGGUGGCUCGCCAUAUCCCACACCUCCGGGCUGUGGUCGAGAGCCAGGCCUUCAAGAAUGUCCUGGUGGACGAGAUGGACAUGAUGCUUUCCCGCGCAGCCACCCUCAUCCAGGCCAACUGGAGGGGCUACCGGCUCCGGCAGAAGCUGAUCUCUCAGAUGAUGGCGGCCAAGGCCAUCCAGGAGGCCUGGCGACGCUUCAACACCAGGCGCCUCCUCCGAUCUGGCAAGACGGUGGAGAAAAGAGUGAAAAUGGAGGAGAGGGACAUUCCUUACCACCCACCCCAGCAGGUGCGGUUCCAGCAUCCAGAAGAGGGCAAAUCCCUUCUGGCCCCACCCAUCAUGCUGAGCAAGGAGACUCAGUUCCCAUCCUCUGACAGCCUGGCCACUUACACCGAACAGCUGGCCCUGCUACAGUCCCAGGGCAUGUCACAGCCUGGUGUGCAGGCUACAUGUGCCGUUGGAGGCCCCAGUGUCACCUUCCUGCCACAUCAAGCUGUCGCCAUCAAACUUCCAUGUCCAGUGAGUCUAGAGGCAAAGUGCCACCCAUGCCUGCUGACAGGAACUGUCAGAAGUUCCUGCGUUGUCCAUGUAGAAGGCGACACAACAAAGACCAAGCCAGUAACUGGCAGAGCCAACAAGGCAGGAGCCACAGGGCCACCACUGUCCGGAAGGUAUGCCCAGGCAGUACAUGGACAGCUCAAGACCCAGACUCAGGCCCACAUGGAAGCAGAGGUCUUCAAAGCCCCACCCCAGACAGGCCCAACAUCUGUGAUAACCAAGACCCCACCCCAGCCAGUGCCCACCAUAACAGUCACCAAGACCCCGCUUCAGAUGUACCCAGCAGCCAGGAUAACCAAGACCCCACUCCAGCCUUGCCCAGUGCCCAUGGUAACAAUAACCAAGACCCCACUCCAGGUACACCUGGCAGCUCCAGUGACCAAGACCCCAGCCCAGACAUACCCGGCAGCCACAGUGACCAAGACCCCACUCCAGUCAUGCCUGGCGGCCAUGAUGAACAAGAUCCCACCCCAGCCAUGCCCGGCACCAAUGGUAACAAUAACCAAGACCCCACCCCAAGUGUACCCGGCAGCCCCAGUGACUAAGACUCCACCCCAGACGUACCCACCAGCCAUGAUGACCAAGACCCCACUCCAGUCGUGCCUGGCAGCCAUGAUGAACAAGAUCCAAUCCCAGCCGUGCCCAGCACCUGCAAUAACAAUAACCAAGACCCCACCCCAGCCAUGCCCAGUAACCCCAAUGACCAAGACCCCAGUCCAGAUGCGGCCAACAGCCUCAGUGACUAACACUUCACCUCAGACACGCCCAGCAGCCAUGAUGACCAAGAUCCCACCCCAGUUAUGCCUGUUGGCCUCAAUGAUCAAGUCCCCACCCCAGACACGCCCCACAGCCACCAUGACCAAGACCCCGCCCCAGACGUGCAUGGUGCCGAUGAUGGCCAAGACCUCACCCCAGAUGCGCCCGGCAGCUACGAUGACCAAGACCCAAUUGCAGACAUGUCAGGCAGCCACGAUGGCCAAGACCCCAUCUCAUCAGAUGCUCCAAGGAGGCUCGGUGACCAAGGCUCCUCCCCAGACACGCCUGGCAGCCAUGAUAACUAAGACCCCGGCACAGUUACGCUCAGUAGCCACCAUCCUCAGGACCCUAUGCCUGCCCCCUCCAGCAGCAGCUGAAAAUCCGAAACCUUCACUUUCAGCAGCGGCAGCAGCAGGAAUUCCUGACACCUCAUCCCACACCUGUCUAAGUGGGCCAAAGACCAAGGCUGUGGGGAACACCAGGCAGGCAGCAGGGGUGGUCAAAGUCUCGUCCCGCUCAUAUUUGACUGAGGGAAAGGCGAAAUAUUUCUCCCCGUCACAUCUGGGGGCUGGGGCUCCCAAGGUUCCAGCCAAGCCUCCUUUGGAAGGUGAGAAAAUCAAGGCCUUCUCCCAGAAACAAGUGAAAAUGGAAACCGUGUUUGAUACCAGUGUCGCCAUGGAAAUGCCUGGGGCUUUGUCCUGGGCAAAAGUGGCUGAGGACAGGAACAAGCAGGCCCACCUGAGGGCCGAUAUCAUGAAGAUCCAAUCCCGGGUGUAUGCGCCUGUAGAAACAGCUGUGGUGCCCCAGGCACAGCUGGACACGUGUCCCGACAGAGUUUCGCCUCCGGCACAGCCAGGCCCAUGUUCAACCACCAUCUCAUCCCAGAGACAUCUGCUCGCUGAGCUGACCAGGGCUCUGCCCCAGGCCCACUUGGGCACGUGUCUGUCCAAGCCCCUGUCCCAGGCAUAUCUGUCUACCAAGCUGACCAAAGCCCCAUCCCAGGGGUAUCCACCGUCACCUGCUGAGCUGACUGCAGCCCCAGCCCAGCCACAUCUAGCCACGUGUCUGUCCAAGGUGCAGUCCCAGGCCCACCUGCCCACCAAGCUGACCAAAGCUCAGUCCCAGGCACAGCUGGUCACAGGAGCGAUAAAGAUCCAGUCCCAAGCCCAUCUGCCCGCAGGGCUGACUAAGGCGCAGUCCCAGGCCCAGCUGGUCACAGAAACAGCCAAGUGCCUCCAUGCAGCCCACCAGGCUGCCGAGCUCAGCAGCAAGACCCAGUCCCAGCCACUCCUGAUUGGGUUCAAAGCUUCCACCCAGCCCUGCCAGCACAUCAGUGCCCUGGGCACUCUGCCCCGAGCCAAGCCAGAGGACAGACUGACCCAGCUCCCGUCCCAUAGCCAUGUGCAGGCCAAGGCCACCCAGGGCCCAUGCCAGGGGGUCUCUGAGACCCAGAACGUGCUGGUGCCUCUGCUGGCAUCUGCUGGGCACACCACGUGCAACGUCGAAUCCUGGGGGGACAGCGGGGCCACCCGGGCCCAGCCGUCAAUGACCAGCUCGGCCCCGCCAUGCCAGGAGGAGCUGGCAGCCUCCCAGCUGGCCUCCCUAUGUGCUGAGCUAGCCGCCGUGCUGGGCUCCCAGGAGGACCUCCGUGCCCUGCUGGCGAAAGCCCUCUCCCAAGGGGAAGUGAGGGCGGCCCUGAACCAGGCCCUGUCCAAAGAAGUCUUGGGAGCCACAAUGGCCAAGGCCCUGCCCCAGGGCAUCCUGGGCACGGCACUGGUGAAGGCGCUGUCCUGGGGCGAGCUGGGCACCACCCUGUCCCGCGCCUUGUCCCAGGGUGAGCUGCGGGCGGAACUCACUAAGGCCAUUCAAGGCCGACUGGCGGAUGUGCUCAGCAAGGCCCUGACGGAGGAGGAGAGGGCCACCUUCAACCAGGCCCUGUGUCAGGGGGAGCUGGGCGCUGUUCUGAGCCAGUCUUUGUCUCAGGCAGCCUUGAGGUCUGGAGUUGUCCUUCCCAAGGCUGCCUCGAAAACAGCGGGAAGCAGGAUGACGGUGAUGCCGACCCCAGUGGAGGUGGACUACAGGGGGAGCCCGUCGGCUGCCUGGGGGCCCACCCUGGGCUCCAUGAGACUACAGCCUGGCAAGGUCAGGUUUCCUUGGGGUGGGGCGUGGGAGGGCUUUGUCACCAACUGGCCCUCUGGGCUCUUGGGAGAGAUGGGGGAUGGGGCCAUGCUCGUGGGGUCACCCUGCUCAUCAGUGGUCUCUGUGGGAGCCUUAUUGAUUGGUAAGGUGGUCACCACCAUUCAUCAGUAUUUCCUGCUCGCUGCCCUGGACCCCACUCUGUCAUGGGAGAUGGGGCCUAGCAGGGACUCCUUAAACCUAAGCUCUGGGGUGAACGAGGAGAAUGUGUGCCUGCACCCAGGGGCCAGUAAAUUGGCAUCAGAUCUCAACCCCGUGUUGAGUGACAUUGACUCCAAUUUGCCCAAGUCACCCCACCAGCAUCCUCCCUGCAGUCUUUGGCAGCCGCUCACUGCCAAUGGUGUGGGCCCUAGCACUAGCCGGCCAUCAUUGGCCGGUGGUGGCAUGACCCCGAGUUCCCACAAUCCACCUGAGGUCAGCACGGUGGCCCCACGUCCAUGGGCGUCGUCGAGGGAGGGCAGGGUGGCACCAGACAAGCUUCCCAGAACUACAGGUGGUAGGAGGGCCACCCACUCCCACCAGUGUGCUGCCACUUCUGGGGGGUCUGCUUGCUGGUGUCAGCCCUCAGGGGUUGGCAGGGUGCCCCCUGGUAUGUGUCGAUCUUCAGUGGCCAAGGGUCCCCAACAGCCAUCCAUGGUCCCCAAGGAGAUCCUGCAGAGGACUCAGUCCCCCAAUCAUAGACGGGCCUCCAUGGGCACUAGGGAGAUGACCAACAAGGUAACCCCAAGUCCACCGCAUGCCACCACGGUGACCAAGGUGCCCCUAAUCCAACCACAGGCGCCCAAGGCCUGUGUCAUAACCCCAGGUCUUCGGCCUGAUUCCAUGGCCCCUGGUCAUCACUGGGCACUCAAGACUCAGGUUGAUCCCAGUGUUUUCCAAGCCUCCCCAGGCAAGAGGUUGGCACUGACCCUUCCCCGUGUAGCCAUCUCCAGGCAAGAGAAGAAUCAAACACGGGGGACCAUUUCCAGUGGAUGCUGCCCACAGGAGCUGGUGACUAACCAUAUACUCAAGGAACUGGUGGCUAGUUUACCACAGGGUUCAGACAGUGACCUGGCCAGGAGCUUCUCCCAGGGCUCCACAGGCUACGGCCCCAAUGUGAGCAAUUCCCAGAGCUCACUGUGUAGUUGCAGUUCACUCAGCCUUUCCACCAUGUCUGUGGCCAGCUUGACCACUGUAGACCUGGUGGAAGGGGAGUCCUGGGAAGCCAGUUUGGACAAGGACUUUCAUCAAGAUGCUCUCCUCUCUGGAGAGGCCGGGGAUAAAUCCCAGGGACCUGGAAAUAUGGAAGAGAUUGAGAGAGCAGGUGUUGGGCACGUGACCCUAAACCUCCACGACCAGUCCUCUGGAGCCUCAGAGCUGAUCCCCAUUCUGCAUCACAGCUCAGUGUCCAGUCGCAUGACCUUGAGUGUCCACUGGGGCUCAGAUGACUGGGAUGAGGGAAAUAUGUCCUCAGGCCAAAGCUCCAUGGAUCUGAGGGAGAGCUUGUCCCAGAAACCCUAUAAGGCUGGGUUGACAAGAAGUCUGUCUUUUAAUAAUGUCCCUACUGCAUAUCAGUGGUCAUCUGUGGCCAGUAGGUUAACACCAUGCCUAUCACAACCCACAAUAGCCAGUAAGGUGGCCCCAAACCCAAGCCAGCCUUCUAUGGCCAGUAGGGUCAUCCCCAGCCUAUCUGAGCUCUCUAUGGCCAGUAAGAUGACUCCCACCCUAGGUGUACCAUCUAAAACCAAUAGGGUGGACCUCUGCCUAGCCCAGCCAUGUAGGGUCAGUGGGGUGGCCAUUAGCCUAGGCCAGCCACCUGUGAUAUGUGAAGUGGCCCCCAGCCUACCUCAGCUAUCAAUGACUGAUGAGGUGGCACCCAGCUUUGCCCAGCCAUUGAUGGCUGGUGGGGUCGCCCUCAGCCUAGCCCAGCCACCUGUGACCAGUGGGGUGGCCCCCAGCCUAGCCCAGCCACCUGUGACUGGUGGAGUGACCCCCAGCCUAGCUCAGACAUCUGUGACCGGUGGGGUCACUCCCAGCCAAGCCCAGCCAUCUGCAACCAGUGGGGUGACCCCUAGCCUACCCCAGCUAUCUGUGACCAGUGGGGUGACCCCCAGCCUAGCCCAGCCACCUGUGACCAGUGGGGUGACCCCCAGCCUAGCCCAGCCACUUGUGACUGGUGGGGUGACCCCCACCCUAACCCAGCCAUCUACGACCAGUGGGGUCACUCCCAGCCUAGCCCAGCCACCUACGACUGGUGAGGUGACCCCUAGCCUAACCCAGCUAUCUGUGACCAAUGAGGUGACCCCCAGCCUAGCCCAGCCACCUGCGACUGGUGGGGUGACCCCCAGCCUGUCCCAGCUAUCUGUGACUGGUGGGGUGACCCCCAGCCUAGCCCAGCCAUCUAUGACCAGUGGGGUCACUCCCAGCCUAGCCCAGCCACCUACGACCGGUGAGGUGACCCCUAGCCUAACCCAGCUAUCCGUGACCAAUGGGGUGACCCCCAGCCUAGCCCAGCCAUCUAUGACCGGUGGAGUCACUCCCAGCCGAGCUCAGCCACCUGCAACCAGUUGGGUGACCCCUAGCCUAGCCCAGCUAUCUGUGACCGGUGGGGUGACCCCCAGCCUAGACCAGCCAUUUAUGACCGGUGGGGUGACUCCCAGCCUAGCCCAGCCAUUUAUGACCGGUGGGGUGACUCCCAGCCUAGACCAGCCAUCUAUGACCGGUGGGGUGACCCCCAGCCUAGACCAGCCAUCUCUAACCAGUGGGGUGACCCCCAGCCUAGCCCAGCCACCUGUAGCUGGUGGGAUUGCCUCCAGCCUAGGCCAGACAUCUAUGAUCAGUAGAGUAGCCCCCAGCCUUGCCCAUCCAGCUAUGACCAGUGAGAUAACUCCCAGCCUAGCCCAGCCACAUAUGACCAGUAGAGUGGACCUUAGCCUAGGUCAACCAUCAAUGGCCGCUGGUGUAACUCCAAGCACAGUCCAGCCAUCCAUGAGAGAUGGGAUGACCCCCAGCCUAGCCCAGCCAUCUGUGCCUGGUGGGGUGGCCCCCAGCUUAGCACAGACAUUUAUGACUGGGGGGGUUGUCCCCAACCUAGGCCAGACAUCUAGGGUUGGUGGGGUGGCCCCCAGUCUGGCCCAGUCAUCUAUGACCAUUGGGGUCACCCCUAGCCUAGGCCAGCCAUAUUUGACCAUUGGGAUGACCCCCUGUCUAGCCCAGCCAUCCUUUGCUGGUGGGGUGGCUCCUAGCUUAGGCCAGCCUUCUAUGGCUUGUGUGGUGGCCCCCAGCCUAAGCCAGCCAUCUUUGACCAGUAGGGGGCCCCCCAGCCAGGCCCAGCCAUCUGUGACCAGCGGUGCGGGUUGUGCACUCAGUCAGCCAAGUUGGGCCCCUAGGGUGGGUUCAAAUCUACCAUCAUCAAGGGUGAACGCAGUGGCUCCCACUCUGCGUCAUUCAUCAUUUGCCAUUGAAGUCACCUCCUGUACACCGUAUCCAUCACUGACUAAUGGCUUGGGCCAGGGUCUGAGCCAGCCAACCAUGUCUACUAGGGUGGACCCAUGUCAAGAUCCUCUGAUGGUUAGUGGGGUGGCCUCAAAUCCCCAGGCCCCUGAGUUCAGCGAGAUAUCCCUUGGGUUUUAUCAGCCACACAGUAUUGGUGGAAGGCGCCCAAGCAUAACUGAACAGUCUGCUGUCACAGUUUCAGCUCCAAAUCUCUACCAGGCAUCUAUUACCAGUGGAGGGGACUCUUGUCUGGGCCAGGGAACCAGCAUAUCUCAGGGGAUUCUGUUCCAGGGUAUGGCUGCAAGCAUGUCCCAGGGCACCAUGGCUGCUGGCACGCUCCCGGGUGUGUCUCAGGGGACUCUGGCGGCUGGCAUGUUUCUUAGUAUGUCUCGAGUACCUAUGUCUCCUGGCAUGAGCAGGAGUAUGUGCCGGAGAAGUGUGGCAACUGGUAUGGGCCCAAGACAAUCUCAAGGGGCCAGGGGCGUGGCUCCCCUCACAUCCCGGGCCUCACUGGCCAGUGCCCCUUUGAUUCAUCAACCAGUCUCAGGGGUGCGCCCUGGCUUUUCUCAGGCUUCAGUGCCCAGUGGACUGGAUAUGAGUUUGUCCAAGUUUUCCCUGAGCAGUGUGAGUCCCAGUAUAUCUCAGACCAAAGGUAGUCUCCCAAUACCUUUGGACCACCAGUGUCCUUCUGUGUCCACAAUCUCCACAUCCAGUUAUCAACAAGCACACGGUGGCAGUCAGCAGCCUGGGAUGGGCAUAACCAGAGGUGUGGUGCCAGGUUCUGUAGCCGGUAGGAUUUCCACGGCUGUGGCCCCAGGUUCUAUGGCUGAGGGCAUGGCCCCUAGCCCUCCCCCAGGGUCCGUGAUCAGGGGCGUGGGCCAGAGCCUUCCUCCAGGGUCCAUGGUGACCUGUGUGGCCCCCAGCCUUCCACCAGGUUAUAUGAUCAAUGGUGUGGUUCAGACCCUCCUUCCAGGGUCUGUGAUCAGCAGCAUGGGCCAGGACCUCCCUCCAGGGCCUGUGAUCAGUGGCAUAGGCCAGGGCCCCCCUCCAGGGCCUGUGAUCAGUGGCAUAGGCCAGGGCCCCCCUCCAGGGCCUGUGAUCAGUGGCAUAGGCCAGGGCCCCCCUCCAGGGCCUGUGAUCAGUGGCAUAGGCCAGGGCCCCCCUCCAGGGCCUGUGAUCGGUGGCAUGGGUCAGGGCCUCCCUCCAGGGCCUGUGAUCGGUGGCAUGGGCCAGGGCCUCCCUCCAGGGCCUGUGAUCGGUGGCAUGGGCCAGGGCCCCCCUCCAGGGUCUGUGAUCUGUGGCAUGGGCCAGGGCCCCCCUCCAGGGUCUGUGAUCUGUGGCAUGGGCCAGGGCCCCCCUCCAGGGCCUGUGAUCGGUGGCAUGGGCCAGGGCCCCCCUCCAGGGUCUGUGAUCUGUGGCAUGGGCCAGGGCCCCCCUCCAGGGUCUGUGAUCUGUGGCAUGGGCCAGGGCCCCCCUCCAGGGUCUGUGAUCUGUGGCAUGGGCCAGGGCCCCCCUCCAGGGCCUGUGAUCGGUGGCAUGGGCCAGGGCCCCCCUCCAGGGUCUGUGAUCUGUGGCAUGGGCCAGGGCCUCCCUCCAGGGCCUGUGAUCGGUGGCAUGGGCCAGGGCCCCCCUCCAGGGUCUGUGAUCUGUGGCAUGGGCCAGGGCCUCCCUCCAGGGCCUGUGAUCGGUGGCAUGGGCCAGGGCUUCCCUCCAGGGUCUGUGGCCAAUGGCAUGGCCAGAACGCUGUCUCCAAGUUCCGUGGUGACUGGGGUGUCCCCUAGUCCGAUUGCAGCCUCUGGUGCUGGUGGGAAGAGGCAAGGUCUCUCUGUAAGACCCUCAGCCAGUCUAACUGUUCCAAACCUGCUCCUAGGUUCAGCAGCAAGUGGGGUGGGCCCAGGUAUCCCACCUGGUCCUGUGGCCUCUAGUGUGGCCCCAUCAUCUAUGAAUCAGAGCCUGGUUCUGGGGUCCAUGGCUAGUGCAGCUGGUCCACCCUCCACUGUCAGAAGCAUGGCCCAGGGCCUUCCCCACGGGUCCCUGCUGAUUGGGAUCACCCCCCGUCCAUAUCAUGGAAUCCUGUCAGGGGAAGGUUCUACAGCCUCUUUCCAAGCAUCCCAUGCCACUGGCCUGGCUCAAGUUCAUCCCCAGACCUUGGAAGCUAAUGGCACAGCCAAGGGAGUGCACCAAGUGCCCACGGUUCUGCAAAAAGCCUCAGAGUUGAGCCAGGCUCUUGGGAUGAUGCCAUUUGAGACCAUAGGCAGACAGACAGGGAUGAAGCCAGAGGACGUGGACAAGGUUCUGCCCCAGGAGUCCAUAUCCAGAAGGGGGUCUGAGGUACUUGAGGCAACCCCGUGGAUGUACCAUAGUCCCCUGGCAACUGACAUCGACUAUGGCCAUGACUUCCCUCCAGAGGACGAGACUCUUCCCAAAGGCCAGAGGCCGCUGUUGAAGGAGGUGGCUCCAAGCCAAGCUAAGUCUAUGGCCAGUGGCAUGGCCUCUGUCCCUCCCCAGUCUCUGAGUUUUGCCAAGAACUCCAUCGCCAGUGGUGGCACCCCAGCCCUGCAGCAGAAGACAGCAACCAGUUGGGGGGCCCACAGUUCUCACUCUGUGGCUGCCAGCAGGGUCCCUGGUGUUCAUCAGCAGGCAUCGGUGCCUCACGUUGUGCCCCGGAGCCCCUCAGUGGCUCACGUGCCCCGGAGCCACUCCCGUGGGAUGAUGGCUUCUGCUGUAGUCUCAAGGUCACCCAAGCUGGCCAGUUUGCACCCAGGGUCUGUGGCUGGGAUGGGGACCCCAAGCACUUCUCGGAGGUCAGGGGCCACCAGCGUGUCCUCACAUGUGCCACUUCAUCCACCCCUGGCUAGAGGGGUAGCGCCCCGUGGGUUCCAGAAGGAAGCCAUCCCCAGCGCACUCUGGAAGCCAGUGUCUGGGGACCUGAUUCAGAAUGGCCACAGGUAUCUUAGCCAUAGAAAAUCCUACAGGUCCAUGCAUGGUAUCCCUGUCCCACAGAGGCCAGAAAAUUCUGUGGCAAAGAUUGUGCCCUCCCAUCAGGUGCAGGAGGAUGCCUCCAAGUCCUCACAGGAAGUUCUUAAAAAUUCCAUAGGCGCACCGGUGGCCAUAAUGCCAAUCAUCCGCACGGCCAUCCCUAGGCUGAACCUGGGGGCUCGGAGGGUGUCUCUGGGCUAUGAGUCUUCACCGAGUGGUUCCCUGCGACCCCUUUUUAACCAGAAGUUGCUGCUGAGAUCUCAGGACUCCCAUAGCUCUGUGGCUCCUGUAGACAGUCACAGGGCCUCCCUGACUCCCACUGUACUCCAGGGCCCUAAGGACGCUGGCGUAUCUGGUGGCCAAGCGUGGAACUCCGUCGUCCCCAGUGUAGCGGUUGGGCGCAGGAACAGCACCGUGGCCCCUUGUGGUACGUGGGAGCCACCCAGGGACGCUGUGCCAUGGGAUGCCAUGGGCAGCAAAGUGGCAGUGGAUCCCAGACAGCCAGGGGAGCUGGUGGCGUCAGUGCAGGCUGUGGAGAAGAUAAUCAUCCACGCCGUGGUCAUUAUCCAGGCAUGUACACGAGGCUACCUGGUGCGCCGUACCAUCAAGAUUUGGCACCAGUGGGCCAUCAUCAUCCAGGCUGCCUGGCGUGGCUACUGUGUGCGGCGGGACCUGGCCCGGCUCUGCAGGGCUGUCACAAUAAUCCAGGCUGCAUGGCGAGGCUUCUGCACCCGCCGGAGUCAUGCUCAGCAAAUGCUGCUCCCAAGCAUGUGGGCGGAGGUGGGCGCCAGGGCCAGGUCUACAUCUGACCACCGCUGCUUCCAGUCCUGCCAGCCACAUGACUGUACCCUCUGCCGGUCACUGAGCUCCGGGCUGGGGAGCCCACCCAGCGUGGUGAUGCUUGUGGGAUCCAGCCCCCGCACGUGCCACAUGUGUGGCCACACCCUGCCCACGAGAGUGGUGCAUGGCAUGGGCCGGGGUGCUGCGGUCCAGGCUGUCACGCCUCGGAGCUGCAUUACCCAGUCAACACCUCGGAGCCCCCGCCAACCCCAUCCCCCGAACAAGGCGGCCACGGCCAUCCAGUCCGCCUGGAGGGGCUUCACUGUACGCCGCCGGCUGAAGCAGCAACAGCUAGCAGCCAAGACGCUUCAAGCCACCUGGCGCGGCCACUCCACCCGGGCCUCCCUCACCACGGAUGCACUUUUGGGAUCGGCGAUGUGGGACAACUCGCGACACACGCAGUGGCCUGGCAUCUAGGACCUUGGCUUCCUAAUCGGGGGACACCAGGGGAGGGGCCGUGUGGCUCUCUGUAUCUAAUGAAUAAAGCCCUCCAC